Molecule: messenger RNA, 2688 nt
Organism: Oryzias melastigma (Indian medaka)
Lineage: Eukaryota; Metazoa; Chordata; Actinopteri; Beloniformes; Adrianichthyidae
Product: zinc transporter ZIP12
Exons: 12
Coding region: 304-2421 (705 amino acids)
Biological process (GO): zinc ion import across plasma membrane; intracellular zinc ion homeostasis
Cellular component (GO): membrane
Molecular function (GO): zinc ion transmembrane transporter activity
Source: RefSeq, a predicted model, not a curated record
AUUGACUAUUAAAAUAAUCGUUUGUGGCAGCACUAGUCACAGGUACUGUUAAAAAAGAAAGACACUUUGAUAGUAUUAGUCUGUAAAUUUCUUCCUAAUCUGUAGUUUUCCAUCAAUACUAAUUAUCCUCCCCUUCCCAGCUUCCUCCUCUCUGCCCUUUUCUCUCUCACUUGCAUGCACUAAUCCUUUUGUUGUGAACUGAGGGGCCCGAGUUCCGACUGACCAUUUAGCACUGUAAGGACCGGUCCAACUGAAGGGUGCCUGCAGAGCCCUCCUGUUCUCCGUCGGAUUAGCACUUCAGUUAUGAAUGCCUCCCUAACCAGGAACAAAGUGUUCUCUGUUGUCCCACACCUCUCUUUGAAUCUGUCGUUUAAUUUCCUCAUCUCUGUUUGGUCUCUGAGGAAAGCUGAGUCAUCUGAAGGCGACAGAAACAUGAAUUUCAGGAGCGCUGCGUCAUGUUUGUUGCUGCUUCUUUUUUCUCCUCUGGGAGCUCAGACCAGUAAAGAUCAGGGAAACCUGUCAGCUCUGCUCAAAGGCUUGGAUCUUUCAACGGGCGACAAACCGCAGCUGCAGAACACAACCAGUGUUCUGAUCUCAAAGGUGCUCCAAGCCGUGGAGUGUGCAGAGAGGACCGGCAUGACCCAGAACACGUGCAAGAAGUGCCUGACAUCAGAGGUGGCCCUCUCUGUGGUAGACGAUCGCGACAAAGACCACCUCAAUGAGGAAGACUAUCAGCGGAUCUCCACGGUUCUGCUGCAUUACAUCAUUAACAUGCAAAAUCUCUGCAGGGCAAAUGCUGCCUCCCCUUCAUCCCCAGGGGAUCUACAGUCUUACAUCCUGGCCCUCACAAACACCCACCCAGCUGAGGACAGUCAGUUUCUGUCAUACAAGGAGAUAGAAAGCAUUCUGCGGCUCAUCAACCAACACUACCGCCCCUCCAACCAAGACUCUCCUUCUACUUCGCAAUGCAUUGGUGCAGCUCGUCUUCUAGAAGAUGCAGAUGCGGCGGGAUAUCCAGGUGUUGGGACGGCUUCUGUGCCCAAACUGGCAGCAGCAAUCAUCGGCCACAUCCUGCAGGGUCACACUUUGAAACCGAGCAACCUCUCAAACCCCGAUGUCUUUACAGACUAUGUUUUUAAAUAUGUCAAUCGCACACGAUACCUGCAGAUGAUGGAUCUGGAGAAGCUUCUUCAUCAGUUGGGAGUAGGAGAGGCACAAAACAGCACAAGUUCACAGAAGAUGCAUGCAGCGGACAUCUGCAAGCAUGAAGGAACAAGCAAAGGUUGGGAAAAGGUCUGCUUCUCAGCCAAUCAGCUGGUGGAUAUUUCUUCUGUGGAUCCAAGUUCGCCCAUUUCCAAGGAGAACUUCAGACAGAUCUGUCCUGCCAUCAUUCAGCAGUUGCUGGGAAAUGCGUGUAAAUCUGCCAAGCCGAAAACAAAAGGGUCUCCACCAACCGCUAUGGAGAAGUACGGCUACAGCACCGCUGCUGUCCUCCUGAUCACAGUGGGCUCCAUGUUCAGCGUCUGUUUGAUCUUCUUCCACUCCUGUAAGGAGACCUACGCACUCGUGCUGCAGCUGUUUGUGGGGCUCGCAGUGGGAACGCUGUCGGGAGAUGCUCUUUUACACCUCAUACCUCAGAUCCUUGGCCUCCAUGAUGACCUCCACAGUCAUGCUGAUGCCCAACACGUUCAUGAAAAGGAGUAUCUAUGGAAGGUUCUGGGCCUGAUCGCUGGGAUUUAUGGUUUUUUCCUGAUUGAAAAAAUGUUCUCCACGUUAGUUCCGUCUCACAGUCACGGACACGCGAGUGACCUUUCGUCUGAGCUGAACUGCAACAGUCGGUCUCACAGAAGUAAAUCCAGUUCCACCAUCCAGCUGGGAGCGGUGGAGGACCUGGAAUCUACAGAAACAUCUGAGCAAACAAAUAAAAGCAGCCCUCCACAUCAAAGACAAGGAGUUCCUCUGCUGGCUGUGAUGGUAAUUGUAGGCGACAGUCUUCAUAACUUUGCGGACGGAUUGGCUGUUGGGGCAGCGUUCUCCUCCUCGGUGGAGACUGGCAUGGCCGUCACUGUGGCCAUCCUGUGCCAUGAAAUCCCACACGAGAUGGGGGACUUUGCGGUGCUGCUGAACUCCGGGCUGUCAGUGAAGACUGCGGUGCUGAUGAACUUCCUGAGCGCUCUGACGGCCUUCAUGGGCCUCUUCAUCGGACUUUUGGUUUCUUCAGAGAGCGAAGUGCAGCUGUGGAUCUUCUCCAUCACUGCUGGGAUAUUCCUCUAUUUGUCGCUGGUAGAAAUGCUUCCAGAGAUGAGUCGAGUGAAGAGCGACAGACCCGGCCUGACGUUUCUCCUGCAGAACCUCGGCCUCUGGAUGGGCUGGGCCUGUCUCUUCUUCAUCGCAGUAUUUGAACACAAACUCAAAUUCUGAGGACAAAUCUUCACAUCACACGUUUGUUUUCUUUGUCUGAUGAAUCUGUUUGUUUUUUUUUUUUGCAAAGAGAAUGCUUUAAAAACUCUUUUUAGAGGUGUAAUUACUUAUUAGAUUCUAGUUAUGUUAACAGAGCUUCAUUACUUCAUGUAAGACUCUCAGUUUUUAUAUUUGAUGUAUUAUUAUUUAGAAAUGUUUUUUUAACCGUGGGAGAUUGUGAGGUAGUGGAAACGGUUCAACUUCACCAAAUAAAUAAAAUAAAUGUUU